AGCAUUACAUUUCUAAAUAAAGUUUUUAUAUAUAUAAAAACAUGUUAAGAAACGUUUCUGGUCAUCAUUAUGUCUGUGGCAGCAGGAAAAAGACACACAGGCCUGCAAACCUUAUAAACAACUAUCAACAUCACACUUUAAUUCUCGAAAUAUCCAGUCAACUCUUACACGCAUUAAAACAGCUCUUGAUAAAAAUAUUGUCUUUGGAUAGCUAUAUACAGUAUAUUGCACAUGUAUGUACAGACAACUUGCAAGCAAAUCAUUAGUGAGGCUUUCUGUGAAAUCAACACUAAAGUCUCUUAAUUAUAAGAUUUAAAGUUUAAUUUCAAUCAUUAAUUUUACUAUGAUUUCAAUCUUUGACAUGGCCUUUGUCAUUUUUAAAGAUAUCAAUGUUAUAUUUUCACAGAAUAUUUUAUGCAUUAUGAUUAUUUUUUUCUAUAAAGUAAUUUUAAAAAAUUACAUUAGCUUGGUUUUCAAUGGCUGGACCAUAUUUAUGUACAUGGUCCACAGUGUCUGUCUUGGCACACUUGUAUCAUUCUUUGGCCUUCCUCUAGUUUGUUCAUUUGAAAGUAAAAUCAGGAAUUACAAUAGCCCCAUGUCCUAAACCAGACAUUACACAAGAACAAAAAACAGCAUGGAUUAUAUCUCAUUUUGUCUCAAACAUUUAAGUGUUUAAACAUAAUUUUUAUCCAGUUUGUUUGAAGUCAGAUCGCACCUUGCAGGUCGCUGGUACAUCUUUAUUGCUGUGGUUCUUCUCCACAGACCGAGGAUUUACUCUGAGAGAAACAAUGCAAGAGAAUCUUGGCCAAAAAGAACAAUGAGGUUCUAGAAUGAACAUAAUCAGCUUUCAUUUUCAUAGUCAGCUUACAUCAUUUAUUUCUUUUUUAAAUGAUAGUCAGUUAGUUACCGUGUGUUUAGUUUCUAACUAUGGACCAAAGAAACAGGAAAAUAAAAGUGCAGGGAAAAAUGCUAUGGGGCUUGUAAAAUGCUUUCCUGCAAAUAAAAAUUAAAUAUUUGAUAAAAUCAGCAAAAGACACGGAUGUCAUCCACUGGCCUGUUCCUGGACUGUAAGAUCAAAGAAUGUAGAUUUAUUGUAUUAAGUUUACACUUUGAAAUAAAAGAACAUGUGAUGAUAUAUGGAAAGGGCCCUGCACAGAAUACCUGAAUAAGCACACAAUUAAAGAUCACAUAACGUCUUAAUAUAAUAUUUUAAGUGCGUGAAUUAUGCAAUGGAUUUGAGUGGAUCAAGUUUCUAAAGGGUUUUGUUGUACAUAUCACAUGCAGGCCCUCAACUGCAGGCAAGACUGAUAGCCAAACUGAAAAAAACCUAAUGUAAACUAUUCUCACGGGACAUGAUGGUCGGAAUACAUCGUCUUGGUCAAAUUUCAGUCCCAAGAGACGGACGCUCGUCUACUUAAGCAGUCGUAAAACCCGUCUCUUCCAUCCACAAGACGCAUUACAAUGCUCGCGUUAAACCUCACCGUUCCUCUCUCAGUUGACUUUACGCGUCCUGAAGAUUAUCUGAUAUUUAUUUUUCACAUCCUGUUCGCCACGAGUUCGGCUCUCCUAGCCGGUUCUGUGGUCAUCGGCAUCGUGCGCACCAGAGCCCUGCGCUCUCAGAACCGCUUCAUCUUCAUGUUAAACACCAGCAUCAGUGACACAUUAACCGGCUGCUCUGUCUUCUACCUAGGCCUGUUUGAUGUCCAGGAAGGCUAUCCGUCCCGAAACGGCACCCAUUACAUUCUGCCAUCAUUUCUAGGGGUGAACGUGUUGACUUUUGUGUUUGCGCAGUUUGACAGAUACCUGGCCGUGUGCUACCCCUUUUUCUACAAGCGUCACGUCACGCGUGGGGUCGUGAUCGGCGUCUGCGCGCUGUGCUGGGUUUAUACGUAUUCGAUUCUGACCGUUCAAAGCGUCGUGCCGGUAGCGUCUGCCGCUCAAAUCAACGCGUUUGGGGUGAUAGUCCUGCAGGCGAUCGUGGCCGUCAAAGUUCUGAUGACCAUCAAACUGUACAUGAUCGCCAGACAUCAGCUAAGCCGAGAGGCGCCCAGCAGCGAGAAGGAAAGCAAGAAAGAGUCACUGCGCAUUAUUGUUUUUGUGGUCAUUUGUUUUCUCGUUUUGUGGUCUCCGUCCUUUAUAAACAUCUCAGUGAAAUAUGUGACCAAGACCGGAAUGAAGUUUAGAAAUGAAGCCACGAAUCUGUUCGCAAUCAUGGCGCGCUUUAACGCGCUCAGCACGCCGGCGCUGUACAUUUGGGGAAGCCCGGCGUUAUGCGCGGCGGUGUGGAACUCCGUGUGGAGCAAAGCAUUCAAAAGAAGAAAAACUAGGGUGGACUCCACGAAGAAGGGAGGAGGACAAAUCCUCAGCAUCGCACAGCAAUGUGGGCCUACCUGAGCAACACAAAAACUUAAACUACCUUCUUGAUUACCCUAAAAUUAGAGUUGUCAGAAUAAUUUCAUUCUGAAAGGCUUUCAGAUCUUUUGGAUGUCAAGCAUUGUUGACAUUCAGUAACCUCGUUUAUUGAUUUUCUGCGCUUUAAAUUCUUUGGCUUCUCAAAGUCUUAUUUUCAGGAAGUGAAUUUGUUUUAGAAAAAAACUUUUAAGAGUGCUGUGUACGGUCGUUGUCAGUGGGCUAAGAUUUGUGCCAACUCAAGAGGCUUUCUUCAAGCUGGUUACCCGUUUUAACUUGUACAACCCUUCAGAAGUUAUUUGCUUUAUGUCGUGAGGUAACAGCUGUUAACUAAGAAAUUGGCUCCAAUCCUGUGAUUCAAACAGGAGCGCGUGCUAACAGACAGCGCUGGAUGGAUUCAACGACGAAAAGUAAGAACUGUAACACAUUUAAAUUUAAUUUAACACUAAUUUAAUUUAGAUUCUAAUGAAACAAAUAAAUCGUCAUCUGAAAAAAACCCUCAGCUGACAGAUUAAGGUACUGAAGGGGAAUUUUGGUUAAAUAUGUACACCUGCCCUGAUCUGUAACAACAAAAUAUAUUCAUCAUAUUUAAGAGUUUUACGUGUAGCAUCAAAAUAAUCU
Triplophysa rosa is the source of this 3030-nucleotide messenger RNA. Its product is annotated as C5a anaphylatoxin chemotactic receptor 1. Bases 1462 to 2394 code for a protein of 310 amino acids. Gene Ontology annotation, molecular function: G protein-coupled receptor activity. Gene Ontology annotation, cellular component: membrane. Lineage: Eukaryota; Metazoa; Chordata; Actinopteri; Cypriniformes; Nemacheilidae. Gene Ontology annotation, biological process: G protein-coupled receptor signaling pathway. The record is from RefSeq and is a predicted model, not a curated record. The transcript has 2 exons.